UCUUGAUUGCGUAAUGCUGUUAAACAUAGCGUGUUCUCAAUAGCAGGGUCAUACAUACGUGAAUCAUGAGGACGCCAACGCUCUACUUAGCCGUUCUAACAACCUUAAGUUUUACACCAUACGCAAAUGCAGCAAAUUUCACAUUCUCCUCCUACUACCAUGACCACAUGGUGCUACAACAGAGUUCCGCCGGGACAAGCAUAUGGGGACACUCCAGCAAAAUCGGUGACGUAGUACACAUCAAACUAAACAACAAUGAAGUUGCUAGGGCCACGGUAGAUAGUCAUCAGAUCUGGCAAGCGACAUUUACGAGUCCUACUGACCACGGUCCGUAUACAGUAUCCGCCACGUCCAGCCUGGGGACACUCCAGAUCUCUGACGUUCUAUUCGGUGACGUGUGGCUGUGUUCAGGACAGAGCAAUAUGGAGUUUUAUAUUUCUAAGCUAAUGAAUGCGACGGAAGAGUAUGCAGACAGUGCAAAGUACCCCAAUAUUCGACUGUUUCACGUACACAAGGAAUUUUCUACCACACCCUUUACCGACGUUAGACACAUAGAUGCAGCUUGGUUGAAACCAACUCAACAAAGUCUUGUAAGGUAUUCAGCGGUUUGUUGGUUGUUUGGAAAGUACCUGUCACAGCAUUAUAAUUAUCCAAUCGGCUUGGUCGAGACAAACUGGGGAGGAACACGAAUCGAACCGUGGUCAUCACCUGAUGCAAUUAAAGCAUGUGCUGGAUUUAGUGGUCGUCGUAAAAGGAAUCAGUACCAAGUUAACCAACUUUACAAUUCUAUGAUCUACCCUCUUUUGAGAAACACGAUCAAAGGCGUCAUCUGGUACCAAGGUGAAUCUAACGCUGCUCACGCCUACCAGUACUCAUGCCAGUUUCUUGAGAUGAUAAACGACUGGAGAGCUAAAUUCAGCAAAGCGUCUGGAGGAACAACCAGUUCCUCCUUCCCAUUCGGUUUCGUACAGUUAGCCCCUUACAGGGAGGCCCAACAGAACCUGGCUUACCCACAGCUCCGGUGGGCACAGACAGCUAAUAUCGGAUACGUUCCCAAUUCUCUGCUACACAAUGUCUUCAUGGCAGUAGCUAUGGAUCUGCCAGACUUCACAUCACCCUACGGAAGCAUACACCCACGUUACAAACAUGACGUAGCUUAUCGUCUGUACCUUGCGGCAUUGGGCGUGGCUUAUCAUCAGAGGGGCGUGGAAUUCGAGGGUCCAUUUCCUACGUCUGCUGUGAUUGACAGCACGCAUCGCCAUCUGACGAUUGAAUACGACCGGGGCCUAGCUCCUAUUGAAGUCCGAUCCAGUGAGGGGUUCGAGGUAUGCUGCGUAAAUCAUAACACAACCUUCUGCAAUAGUUUUCACACUCAUUGGAUGAACGCCACGAUGACGUCACACGACUAUGCUACUGUUACCCUAGAUAUAUCUUCAUGUAACCAUGCAAAUCACGUGGUGCAGGUCAGAUACGCCUGGCAGGAGAGCCCCUGUCCUCUCCAUCAGUGCGCAGUAUAUGGGAAGUCGAGUAAUUUACCAGGACCACCAUUCACGUUUCAUGUCAGUGCGUGAAUACCUGGUUUUUGUAAACAUUUCUUCAUUAAAAAUUACUGUCACAUACGAUAAAAAAAA
This is a messenger RNA of Ostrea edulis (European flat oyster), 1631 nucleotides long. RefSeq names its product sialate O-acetylesterase-like. Gene Ontology annotation, biological process: carbohydrate metabolic process. The transcript is spliced from 9 exons. Lineage: Eukaryota; Metazoa; Mollusca; Bivalvia; Ostreida; Ostreidae. The record is from RefSeq and is a predicted model, not a curated record. Gene Ontology annotation, molecular function: sialate O-acetylesterase activity. Bases 66 to 1571 code for a protein of 501 amino acids.